Gloeophyllum trabeum ATCC 11539 is the source of this 609-nucleotide messenger RNA. RefSeq lists its product as uncharacterized. Lineage: Eukaryota; Fungi; Basidiomycota; Agaricomycetes; Gloeophyllales; Gloeophyllaceae. Bases 1 to 609 code for a protein of 202 amino acids. The transcript is spliced from 2 exons. The record is from RefSeq and is a predicted model, not a curated record.
AUGGGACUCCCAACGGAAUGGUGGGGUGGAUAUAUAUUCACUGUGCACGAAAUCCUUUGGUGGGCGAAGCAAUCCCACCUCGACUACCCUUCAGACCCUGCUGAAGUUGUGCGAACGCUUGCACGCAAUUGGCGGGACCUGACAGUCGAGGCGAUGGUGGCAGGCGGCGUCGAUGUCAUCUUCGUUCGAACGCAUUACAGGUGGAAAGCAAUCAAGCCACAAAAUACACCGGAAGAGAUCAAGAGUAGCUGGGGCCCUUUCGACACUGAAACUAGUUUCCCCGAAUUCUUCCAGACAUCUCUGUGCAAUGAUGCACUCGAUGGAAUACUCAAAGUCAAGUUCCGCCUCGAGGUCAGCGGGCUUUACGCUCCAACCUUCGCUUGGGUCAAUUUCAUUGAAGGGCCUACUCUCGCCGGAGUCAGGACACGUUCUGGACGAGCUAGUGCUGUGGGCUCUGCCAUGCGUGUGGCCUUCGUUUAUGGAUCAGGCUGGGAAUGUCUUUUCAGGCAGGACGAGCCAGACAAGAGCAUCCUUGCCAAACAAGCGGCAUUCUACGAGGACGCCAUGGAUAUUCUGUCGGAUUCCUGGUCUAUGCCUGCCGACUGGUGA